UAGUGUCAAUGUCAUGUGUUCGCAACCAAUAAAAUCGCAAACAAAUGACGUUAGAUUGUUGGUUGAGUCAUUUACAAAUUUAACGAACAAUUUUGCAUUAACAAGUUGUCAGAGUCCUAUCAUGUGAAAGUGCGUGUUUCAGUUUUAAAACACAUUUUAAGAACCCUCUUUUUUUAUAUUUUUAGCAGUUUUGUGAAAUACCGUCUCAGUGUCAUUGCACCAAAAAAGUUGUAACAAAGUACCAUGUUUAGCGGAAAGAAAACAGGAAAAACGAAACGGGAUCAUUCGGGAAAGAACUUAUCACAGUAUGGUCUUUUUGAUGUGUCGACUGAUUUCAACCUUGAUGGCGGCCUAAAUGGGGGGUCAAUGGAUGAUGGAGGUGAUAGUGAUUUGGAAGCUGAGUUAGCAGCGUUAACUGGGGGUGGAGGAAAUCGGCAAAGAGCGACUCCACGAAGACAGCCAGUGCCAGAUGCAGAUUUAGAUAAUAUGGUGGCAGCAAGUAUGAAAGAUAUUCCAUCUGAUGAAGAAUUGUCUGGGGAUGACGACGACCCUGACUUGCUAAAUGAAUUGAGCAACAUUGCAGGUGAAGAAAUAGAAGAAGAGCAACCACAGGAAUCACCAACUAAAUCAGCAGAUAGUUCCGACGACACCGUAAAACUCUUGAAUGACAGGCUAAAAAUGUACGAAGAAGCAGAGAAAAACGCCAAAACGGCAGGACAAUCUAGCAGAGCACGUCGAUUUACUAGGGGAAUUAAAACACUUAAGGAUCUUAUAAAACAAGCAAACGCGGGUCGGCCAAUCAACAAUGACGACAUACCACCAGAAGUCAGUACCGGCGCUAAAAAACCUGCUCCUGUUGAUACAGAUGGUACACCCUCACUACCACAACCAACAAGAACUGCUCCUCCCGUCCCCGCACAACCAGAGCCUGAACCAGAACCAGAACCCGAACCAUCUCCAGAAAAAACCGCAGAAGAAAUUCCUUCAUCACCACCGAUUCAAGUAGAUACCCAACUAGUAAACAUGUUAAAUGAACGAAAAAAUCAAUACAAAGUGGCUGCCUUAAAAGCAAAGAAAUCUGGUGAUACCGCAACCGCCAUUAGUUACAUUAAAAUUGCCAAACAGUUUGAAACGGUCAUUGCGGCAGCGGAAAGUGGACAACCUGUCGAUAUAAGCAGAAUGCCAGAACCUCCUCCGGAUCCGUCGCAGAAAGUCGAAGAAAGUAGACUUCAAAAUGAUAGUAACCCGGAGCCUCCUGCCGCCGAAGGCGACGAUGGCGAGGAAAGUUUGAUAAUGGCGUCGUCGGUAGAAGAAGCUCUCGAACAAAGAUUAGCGGUGUACAAGAAACAAGAAGAUAGUGCGAAGGAACAGGGCAAUUCUAGUAAAGCUAGAAGAAUGGGACGGAUUGUUAAGCAGUAUGAGCAGGCUAUCAAAGCGCAUAAAGCGGGAAAACCGAUUCCGGUGGACGAACUGCCGACACCUCCUGGAUAUGGCCCUAUUCCUGUGGCCGGUGCUGAAUCUGCAAAACCAGCACCUGCUCCUUCCAGACCGGCAGCAGCAACUGCCGAGAAACCGAGUCCGCCUGAAAGACCUCCAGCUCCACCCAGAAGUAAACCAUCAACUUCUCAGACUACCAGAAUAACAGGAAAUCAAGCUCCAAAUUCAAGAGCCGACAAGCAGUUGGCUUUACUUCUAGCAAAACAAAAACAGUUUAAAGAAGCAGCUCUACAGGCAAAACGCAAAGGGGAAAUCGAUCAGGCAAAAGAAUAUCUGCGAACUGCCAAAGGUUUCGAUCCCUUGAUUGAUGCAGCUAGUUGUGGUCUACCUGUUGAUCUGGCGACAUUACCAGUAUCACCAUCUGCUAAGUCGCAGCUAGAAAACGAGUACGAUAUCGUCAUGACUGACGAAUGCACAGAAGACGACAACUCCAACGUCGAUGUUAUGACGAGAUUAGAGCAACAACUUACCAAACAGUUGAAGAUGUGUCUUAGUACUCGGGAUCAUCAUAAGGCUCUUGGCGACGUUGCCGGCACUAAUCGUUUUGAGAGAUUAGCCUUGAACGUAACUAAAGAUUUGGACAUUGUGAGAUUAGCACGUCGGACUCCCGAUGCAAGAGUUCCGAAAUUUCAUUACGAAAAUAAAGAUUUUUCCAUUGUGAAGAGCUUCACGGAGUUGGGUGAUAAUGAUUUAGAAUUAACUAUAGUUAGAGGGAUAAGUUACACUUGCAGUAAUCCCAAGGAAAUUGAUACGUAUGUUAAAUUUGAUUUUCCGUAUCCACAAGAUGAGCCAUUUAGUCAAAGAACGACUACCGUUAAAGAUACGAAUAGUCCCGAAUACAAUGCUACAUAUACUAUACCUAUACUAAGGACGGCUAGGGUUUGUCAACGAGUUUUUAAAAGACAGUCGGUUAAAUUUGAGGUAUAUGCUAAAGGCUGCUGGUGCGCUAGCAACAUUGGUUGUUGUUUCAGUGGUUGGUUCCGAGGAGACACGUUAAUUGGUACAGCUGCCGUUAAAUUACAACCCUUGGAAACUCAAUGUGAGUUACACGACAGUUUUGACCUACUGGAAGGAAGGAAGAAGAUUGGAGGUAAACUCGAAGUGCGCUUCAGACUUCGACAUCCAAUAGUAGCUCAACAAGUAGAGCAGUUGCAUGAAAAGUGGCUUAUUAUUGAUAAUUAGAAGAGUCAGUUGGCGAAAUAUAAUACCUGUACCGUACUUUUUUAUAUAGGAAGUCUAUUUUGCUAAAGUAAAGCUUUAAAUCAGCGUACCUAUCCUAUAUAUAUCAUAGUGAUGCAAUUUUUUUAUAUAUUGAAUAACCAAACGUGUAAAAUUAACUUUAUUAUGUAACACGCCUUAUGGUAAUCUUUUAUUGAUUGUUGUCAGUCCUUCAAGUAAAACCUUACAAGUGCAAUUAUAAAUUGUUUUUCUGCGUUUUUUGUAUUUUGUACAGCUUCACUUUUCUGGGUGAAUUUUAUUCCGUGCAGAUGUAGAAAUAAAGGUGUGGCAUACUGAAUACUGUAACCAAAGCUGAAAAAAUAAAAAUUAAGUUAAUGCCUUUUUU
This is a messenger RNA of Zophobas morio, 3061 nucleotides long. RefSeq names its product lethal (2) giant discs 1 (gene l(2)gd1). Gene Ontology annotation, molecular function: RNA polymerase II cis-regulatory region sequence-specific DNA binding; DNA-binding transcription repressor activity, RNA polymerase II-specific. Gene Ontology annotation, biological process: regulation of transcription by RNA polymerase II. Gene Ontology annotation, cellular component: nucleus. The record is from RefSeq and is a predicted model, not a curated record. Bases 244 to 2679 code for a protein of 811 amino acids. The transcript is spliced from 8 exons. Lineage: Eukaryota; Metazoa; Arthropoda; Insecta; Coleoptera; Tenebrionidae.